This is a messenger RNA of Lytechinus variegatus (green sea urchin), 1892 nucleotides long. RefSeq names its product decapping and exoribonuclease protein-like. The transcript has 7 exons. Bases 187 to 1266 code for a protein of 359 amino acids. Gene Ontology annotation, molecular function: mRNA 5'-diphosphatase activity. Gene Ontology annotation, biological process: nuclear-transcribed mRNA catabolic process; NAD-cap decapping. Gene Ontology annotation, cellular component: cytosol; nucleus. The record is from RefSeq and is a predicted model, not a curated record. NCBI's taxonomy places the organism in Eukaryota, Metazoa, Echinodermata, Echinoidea, Temnopleuroida, Toxopneustidae.
CAUGGUUUAAGUACAUGCGUGUGCGCAGACCUCACCGGACCGUCCCAAGCUUAUUCACCGAUUAUAUCAAAAUCAUUUUUGAAUCUUGAAUUAACAAAAAAAAACAAUUUUCACGAAUUUAAAGGUUUUUGUUCUGACAUAUUUAGCAGCGUCUAAUCGGGGAAAUUUGAGAGAUCUUCAGUGAAAAUGGCAGAGGCAAACCUGCAAGAGGCCCGCAUACACGGCCGGGAAAUUUUGGGCACCUUUUCGACGGACGAAAACCGGAAAUAUUGCAACGACAACCGAAAUCGACGUUUUUACAUCGAACCCGACAACGAAAUGGAGUUUGACUACACUAAAGGCUUCCAUAAGUACGUCGAUAUGAAAGAAGAUGCUCGAGUGACGUCGCUGGAGAAUGUGUUGUCUUGGAUGCGAGAUCACCGGAGCUUGUUAAUAGCAAAGGACAUUUUAGAUACAACAGCAUCACGACUUAACAUGGAUUUUGUCGGGCGACGUGGAACGUUUAAAAACCUAUUGGAAGCUGGUGGUAACCGUAAGACUGAUAUUCGGCUGGUAGUAACUCUGUACCGCGGUACUUAUUACAUCUCCGAGUUUUCGGGUCUCUGGAAGACCAGCAAUAGACCACAAACCAGAGAGGGACGUUUGAGAGCGGCUUCUUCAAAAUUGUUUCUUCAAUUCAUCACAAGCAAGGACGGAUGCAAUCAAGACAACACUGCUCCACUGAACGACAAUGCUUCCUAUUACGCUGUGAUGAGCGCCCUCUGCGGUGAACAUCGGAUGCUAUUCAGCUUUGAGGUGCAGGCAGAAUGGAAAGAUGAACUCACACCCCCUCCUUGGAAUUACAUCAAUGUACGCACAAACGGAGAACCUUCGAUAAACCCGAUAAAGGCUUUAAGAUGGUGGGCUCCUAAUGUGCUUGCCGACAUCCCGGAGAUCGUAUGUGGGUUACGAGACGACAAACAUGGUAUUGUGCGAACUUUCCAGUACCUCCAGACCAAUAAACUUUCCAUCGAAUAUACUCAGAGCAAGUGGGAACCACAGGCUUGCUUCAGAACAAUGGAAUCAUUGCUGUCUCAAAUCAGAGAACUUGUACAAGAGGACGAUAUAAGAUCUGUCUAUCAUCUCGUGCUUGAACCAGUUGAUGAAGAAGAUCAGGAUUUAGAUCAUCACUUACCAAGCCGUCGAUUUGUCUCCCGUGGCAAACGAACAGAUGAUUUUACGUUCAUUGAUGAAUCACUUCUUCACUCAAUACUCGAAUCAGAUUGAACAGAAGAAAAAAAAAUACAGAGCUCUUUAUGGAAAAUUAUUACCCAUCUUGGGUUGACGUCUCUGUGGCCUGUAGGCCUAUUCUACAAUCCAGUUAACUUAAACAAUGGUCAAACUAUGUGUUAAGAUUAUAUGGGAAACCGAAAAUAUCAAAUUUCUGUUUUUCAUUUGUUUUUCAUUGUGCUAUAUUGGUGAAUAAAAUUAAAUUAUUCACCUAUUAUUCUCAGAAGCUAUGAAUGAUAUGUGUAACAGAUAAGCUGAAAAACACCAAAACCUGUCCUGUUGAACAUUUGUGUCACAAUCGGGUAUCUAAAUAAUUAAACCGCAACUUUAGACCAGAGUAUCAAAAAGAAUACGGGCUUAUGAGUUUCCAAAGAACUGGGAUAAUAUUAUUCCAGCUUUCAUUUAUUAAUGAAUCUUGCCAAGUCCCCAUUUACCUCACAUGGGUUCAGCGCAGCAGUUUAGAUAGAUAUCCCGUGCUACAAAACUAUCGAUCGGAUCCGAAUUUCCAUGAUCAUCAGGUUGAAAGGCGCGAGUCGGAACCACGCCAUCACAGGUGCCGCAGAAACGAGGGGGGGGGGGUUGGGUGGUUUUGAAAGACUGGUCAAUGCUAAAUCGUUGGGUCA